CACAAAACAAACACCAUCUCAGACCUGAGAAACUGAGAAGUGAAUCACAUACGGUAUCACCUAGAGCUUGAAAAAUGCCUGCAAAAGGAAUGAGAAGCCUUUUCUUUCACGGAAAAGCACCAUCCUUUUCAUUUUCAUCUCACUCUUCCCCAUCAAGAAGCUCCAUUUCAUUUCCAACCCCACAGCGCAACAGCAGCGCUGCUUCUAACAUUUCGGAGACGAUGGUGGAGGAGAUCUUGGAAAACGCAGCCGUUAUGAUCAUGAAAUGGAACCCGGAAUCUUCUGCAUUCGGGAAACUCACCUCCUUAUUCUACGAGAGCAAACCGGAAGCUCGACAAUUCAUCAAGUGCGUGAACGACCUUCAGAGAGUCAUGCAUGUCUUGGUCUCAGAGGAUCCCACCUCCGAGAAGCUCGUUCAUUCCCAUAACCUCAUGCAGAUUGCCAUGAAGCGUUUACAGAAGGAGUUUUACCAGAUUCUGUCCAUGAACCGAGCUCACUUGGAUCCCGAAUCAGUUUCGUCCCGGUCCAGGUCUUCCCGCUCAGCUUCCAGCACGUCGGAUGACGACAUCGAUGACGGAGAGGACGCCGAUUUGGCCGGAUAUUCCAUCUCCGAAGUGGAACAUGUUUCUUCCAUCGCCAUGGCUGACCUCAAAUCCAUAGCGGAAUGCAUGAUCUCCUCCGGUUACGCAAAGGAGUGCGUUCACAUCUACAAUAUGAUCAGAAAAUCAAUCAUUGACGAAGCCAUGUACAAGCUUGGAGUCGAGAGAAUUUCCUCUUCUCAGAUCAACAAGAUGGAUAGGGAAAUUGUGGAGCUCAAAAUCAAGAAUUGGCUGAAUGCAGUGAAGGUGUCUAUGACAAUACUCUUCAACGGAGAGCGGAUCCUCUGCGACCACGUUUUCGCAAUCUCAAAAUCCGUAAGAGAGUCUUGCUUCGCUCACAUAGCAAGAGAAGCCGCCACUCUUCUCUUCGGUUUUCCUCAAGUACUCCUCACCAAGACCAAGAAGAGCUAUCCAGAAGAAACCAUCUUCCGUCUUCUCGACAUGUACACCGCAAUCUCCGAACACUGGCCGGGGAUAGAAUCCAUCUUCGGUUUUGAGUCAACCGCCACAGUUCGGUCUGAAGCGAUCAACUCGCUCGUCCGACUCAGCGAGUCAGUUCGCUCAAUGCUUUCCGAAUUUGAGAUCUCUAUUCAGAAAGACUCAUCAAAAUCCGCGGUCGCCGGCGGCGGAGUCCAUCCUCUGACUCUCCGUGUGAUGAGUUACCUUUCUCUCCUCACCGAUUACAGCAACGUCCUGGCUGACAUUUUCAUUGACUGGACACCACCGGCGAAGCUGCCCCAGCCGGAGUCUGAAGACACGUCGGUGUCGACGGCUAUAUCUCUCCGUAUGGUCUGGCUCAUACUAGUCCUUGUUUGCAAGCUCGAUGAAAAAGCCAAACAGUACAAGGAAGUGUCCCUAUCUUACCUCUUCCUCGCAAACAAUCUCCAACACGUAAUCUCUGCAGUUCGGACUUCAAAUCUGCAGUACCUUCUCAGCGGGGAGUGGACGUCAAAGCACGAAGCGAAGGUUAGACAGUUUGCUGCGAACUACGAGAGGUUAGCUUGGGGGGUCGUGCUCUCAUCGUUGCCUGAAAAUAUAUCAGCAGAGAUGUCUUGGCAGGAAGCGAGGUUAUUUUUCCGCAACUUCAAUUUCAGUCUCGAGGAAACGUAUCAGAAACAGAAGUUGAACGCGGUACCUGAUGCGAAACUCCGAGACGACAUCAAGGCGUCUGUAACGAAGAAGCUUGUCUCGGUUUACAAGGAGUUUUACGAUAUGCAUAAGGUUUCGGUUGGUGGUGUGAGAAAUGCGGCGAUGUAUGUCAGAUUUACUCCGGAAGAUGUUGCACAUUAUUUAUCGAACUUGUAUUAA
This is a messenger RNA of Fragaria vesca subsp. vesca, 1907 nucleotides long. RefSeq lists its product as uncharacterized. Gene Ontology annotation, cellular component: exocyst. The record is from RefSeq and is a predicted model, not a curated record. The transcript has a single exon. The coding region runs from base 75 to 1907 and encodes 610 amino acids. Gene Ontology annotation, molecular function: phosphatidylinositol-4,5-bisphosphate binding. Gene Ontology annotation, biological process: exocytosis. NCBI's taxonomy places the organism in Eukaryota, Viridiplantae, Streptophyta, Magnoliopsida, Rosales, Rosaceae.